This is a messenger RNA of Alosa alosa (allis shad), 931 nucleotides long. RefSeq lists its product as uncharacterized. NCBI's taxonomy places the organism in Eukaryota, Metazoa, Chordata, Actinopteri, Clupeiformes, Clupeidae. The record is from RefSeq and is a predicted model, not a curated record. The transcript has 2 exons. Bases 5 to 931 code for a protein of 308 amino acids.
CUGGAUGGUGUGCUUCCUUUAUGAAAAUUGUUACAUUGGUGUCAGAAGUGGGAUGACGACCCCUACUGAACGGGAGGAGAAAGCUGCAACUGAUGCCCUGGCGAUGAUGAGUUUCCUGCCAAGACGGCUCUUCGACAGCGUGCUCGCCCAUUGCCACCUGCUGGGCCCAGCAGACGGAGCCAGCCUGCAGCGUGACCGUGACGAAGAGAUCCGCCCCCGGCAACAGGAGGAAACGAACCGGGCUGAUGGCAGCAUCCCGCCACUUGAACCCGCUCCACACAGGAGCGAUGGAAAUCGGCUGGUCCCCGGUGCGUCAGCGGCGGUAGAAGGGCGCCCCAGCGUAAAGUUGCCCCACUACAAUGGCGAAAGGCCGCUGGCGACAUACCUGGUACAGAUCCGGCUGGCAGCCGAGCUGAAUGGCUGGUCGGCGGAGAGAACGGGCGUACAGGUGGCGUUGGCUCUGGAGGGGGAAGCGGUACAAGUAUUAGAAGACCUGCCACCGGCGGAGCAAGUAAGCUGGACCGCAAUCGAAGCAGCUCUGCAACGACGAUUCGGCCAGAGAAUCUUCAUCAGCGAUGCCAGAGAACAACUCGCUUCCAGACGGCGACACAAGGACGAGAGACUGGGCAAGUUUGCGGCUGACCUGCAGCUGUAUGCCCGGCGGGGCUACCCAACGUACAGCCAGGGUCUACAUGAAGAGAUGGCACUGGAAGCGUUCGUGCGAGGCAUCCACCCAGAGCGGCUAAAAGAACACCUUCGCCUGAGCGCCCCCAGCUCGCUGUCCGCGGCCUUCGUGGAAGCCAAACGGGUGGAAAACAUCUUCCGCACAACAGAGUCGAGGCAUUGCGUACGCCAGACAUCAAUGGAGGAAGACGAGGAGGAACUGGAGGUGACGCGGCAGACCACCACAGCCACACAACGCCCACGCUGA